Molecule: messenger RNA, 575 nt
Organism: Diabrotica balteata
Lineage: Eukaryota; Metazoa; Arthropoda; Insecta; Coleoptera; Chrysomelidae
Source: the annotation of a GenBank genome assembly
UGUAUCUCCAACGGAAUCAAAUCAACUUAAGACAACAUGAACUGCUUGGCCUUUGUAGCUUUCUUCGCUGCUGUAGCAGCCACCUAUGCUGCUCCUUCAGCCACCAUCGUGCAAGGACCUAGUGCCAGAUCUACUUUGGUAGGUGCUGACGGUAGCGUGAUCUCCUCUGUAGCACCAGGAGCUUCAAUCGUUGCCGAAGAACACCCAGGAGUAAUUGCCCAUACCGCCCCAGUAGUUGCUCAUGCCCCAGCCGUAGUCUCAGCUUACUCUGCAUACAAUGCUCCAUUGGCCUACUCUUCCCCUCUUGUAUCAGCUUACUCUCAUCCCGUCGUCUCAGCUUACUCUGCUCCAGUAUUAUCAGCUUAUUCUGCUCCAGUAGUAUCAGCAUAUUCCGCUCCAGUAGUAUCUGCUUAUGCAGCUCCAGUUGUCGGACACAGUUCCAUUGACACGGUUGUAGCCGGACCCUCUGGAACCAUUGCCACCUCCAGGCAUGGUGCUGGUGUUGUUUCAGCUCACGGACUUUAUCUUUAAGUAUUUGUAAAUAUUUGUAUUAUUAUUGUAAAAGAGUAAAUAUA